Chenopodium quinoa (quinoa) is the source of this 2826-nucleotide messenger RNA. RefSeq lists its product as uncharacterized. The transcript has 5 exons. NCBI's taxonomy places the organism in Eukaryota, Viridiplantae, Streptophyta, Magnoliopsida, Caryophyllales, Amaranthaceae. Bases 352 to 2220 code for a protein of 622 amino acids. The record is from RefSeq and is a predicted model, not a curated record. Gene Ontology annotation, molecular function: protein binding.
CUUUUUGCCCAAACAAAGACAAAAAUUAUUAAUCACUAUUUUCACUCAUUCAUUUCAGCUCCUCCCUCUCUCCUCUUUCUCUCUCUUCAACCCCAGUAGAUUUUCCGACUAGAACCUCUAAACCCAGAAAAAUCAAGGGGAGAUUAUCAGUUUCAACUUUUGAACUAUCAAUUUAUCCAUUUUGACCGGUAGAUUUGUGAAAAUCGAAACAUUCAAUCAUUUCAGGGGAGGACUGUUUUGCAUUUUCAGCUGGAUGCUUAGCCAGUACCUAUAACCUUGCAGCCUUCAGGUUAUAGGGUCGUAACUUCAUGAAGAGUUAGCCUAGAUAUUCAUUGAAGAGUCAAGAACAGUAUGGAUAAAGUACCUCAGGAAUGCCCUUAUCCGGGAUGCUUUUUCUGUGUAAUGAAGGAGGGAAACCCAAGUAAGCGUAGAGCUAACAUUCAUAAAUUUUUCAGAGAACUUCCUUCACAGGAUGAUGAUGGCCAGGUUCUUCCUAUCAGUGGCCUUUGGAACACUGCCAUGGCACAUCCAAAUGACCCUGAGUUCAUUGAAUUGGGAAUAUUUGAAUGCAUGUCGGCUCUUAUAUGGAAAGGCCUAAAGAAUCGUCGGUGGCUUUCUCAUGACCAAAAUAUAUACAUUCCUUACUAUGCUGCCCAUAUAAUUGGUUCGUACACUAUGAAUAUGGAGGAAUUUGCUGAAACUUCUGUUCAUGCUGGAGUAAUCCCUCCAUUAGUAGAACUUCUAAGGGGUAGGCUGACUUGGGUUGAACAAAGGGUAGCAGUUCGAGCUCUUGGACACUUGGCCACUUAUGCUAGUACUUUUCCUGCCAUAGCAAGUCAUGGUGAAAUUCUUGAGCUAUCUAUUCAACUGGCGAUGAGCUGCUUAGAAAUUGUCUACACACAUUUUUAUCAGUAUGUUGACAGAAGACUUAGUUAUCAUUGUGAUUUGCUAACACGUGGCAUGGGAGGAGUGGAAAUGGAGUCUAGGAAGGCAGAGGAAUGGGCAAGUCAACUGCAAUGCUGGUCCCUUCAGCUAAUAAACUGCUUUGCAUUUAAACCUGAGUUCCUUCCUACUAUAUGCAAGCCUGAGUUCCUCUCAAAGCUGCCAGGUAUGUGGGGUGGACUUGUGAAUGAAAACUCACCUGCGGGCAUUGGUUUGUUGCGGACAAUUUGUCAUCAUAAACUUGGCCGGGGACCUGUUGCUAACUGUCCUGGAGUUAUUGAAGCACUGUGCAAUAUUGCUCGCUCCUCAGAUGAUUGGCAAUAUAUGGCUGUUGAUUGUCUUCUUUGGUUGCUCCAGGAUACAAGCACUUGUCACAAGGUUUUUGAGAAGGCAGUGCCUGCUUUACUGGAUCUAUCAGAGAUAUCAACCCUUGGGGAUCACAAAAAAUUGGGAGAUUCCAUUGUUAAUGCUCUUCCGGAAUGUGUUGUUCAUUUCACAUCAGCUGCUGGUCGUAACUCUCUGAGUGACCACAUAAAAGAACAAAUUGAGGAGGUUCUGAGUGCCAGACAAAGAUUGAAGUCCGAGAAGAACAUGCCCAAAGAGGACUUGCAUAUAAAACAGGCAGCUGGCUUGGUGGUCAAGCUUGAGGGGAAUUCACAAUUCUCUGCUGGAAACAUAGCUGGGGCUGCAGCUAAAUAUUCGGAGGCUUUGUCAUUAUGUCCAAUGAGAUCUAAGAAAGAGAGAGUUGUCUUAUAUAGUAAUCGUGCUCAAUGCCAUCUGCUCUUGCAGCAACCCCUGGCUGCUAUAAGCGAUGCUACACGUGCUCUUUGUCUACAUAAUCCUGUCAAUCGUCAUGCUAAAAGCCUUUGGAGAAGAGCUCAGGCUUAUGACAUGCUUGGGUUCGCCAAAGAGAGCUUAUUAGAUGCCAUUUUAUUUAUCAAUGAAUGCUGUCAGUCAAAUGAUCCUGACCUCUCAUUGAGGCAAAAUAAAGUUCCUGACUAUGCUGAGCGUUUAGUUAAAAAGCAAAUGCGUGCAGCUUGGUUAUUUAGGGAAGCAGCUAUGAAGCAUGGAGGGGUUCAUGGCGAGGCUGGUGCUGGUGACAAUUCUGGUCAAGAGACUGAUGAUUCUGAAUGGGAAACAGCCAGUGAAAGUGAUGUAGGAGAUGAAGAUAACCAUGAAAUAGAAAGAGAAGAUCGUGACUGGAACAAAGAUAAAAAACGAAAAAACAAAUAUAAUAAACCUUCUAUUAAAGAUGCUGAUUGUGCAGAGCUGAGCUGAUGGCUAGUGCAAGCAUCGCAGUGCAGAACGCUCUCUCUAGUUUUUGUGGGACUCAGGCACUAAGAAUGUAAUAACAACCCUGCUUGAAGAAUUUGGUUAAGCAUUGAGAUGAUUGAAUCUGUUUCCUGCUUAAGAAUUUGGAUAACAACCCUGCUUGAAGAAUAUGGUGCAAGUGUCACUGUAAAAGAAAAUCAAUCCUUCAUCUUAUUCAAUUUCGAACAUCAUCAGCCCUUGCUGCAGCUGAAGCUGUGGAAUUUGAAGGUGCAAAAGAGGACCUACUCAAGUCACUGUAUUUAGAAGAUGUAAAACAUGUGUCAUAUCUGCAAUUUUUCUUCCCCCUUUUUCCAGAUUUUUAGACAGUUUUGCUCCUUCUAACGGUAAAACCAAGAAUGGCGCAUUUGUGUGAAGAACAUCUAGACUGAAGCGAUUGUGUUGCUCUCAAAAUGAGCUCUUUUAUCUCCCCCCUACCCCCCCCUCUCUCUCUCUCUCUCUCUCUCUCUCUCUCUCUCUCUCUAUGUUUUUGUAGUGGUGUAAGAGAAUAUUGUAUAUAGAGUCUUAGUUGGGUGUGUGUUUUGCUUUACAUUGCUAAAGUAAUUUUGUUUUCCA